This is a messenger RNA of Bathycoccus prasinos, 3429 nucleotides long. RefSeq lists its product with no specific name. The transcript has a single exon. Gene Ontology annotation, molecular function: small GTPase binding; tRNA binding. Gene Ontology annotation, cellular component: nuclear matrix; nuclear pore; cytoplasm. Gene Ontology annotation, biological process: intracellular protein transport; tRNA re-export from nucleus. Lineage: Eukaryota; Viridiplantae; Chlorophyta; Mamiellophyceae; Mamiellales; Bathycoccaceae. The coding region runs from base 1 to 3429 and encodes 1142 amino acids. The record is from RefSeq and is a predicted model, not a curated record.
AUGGCGGAUGACUUUGAGCGCGCGGUUUUGUUCUCGUUUCAGCAAAACACCCCUUCUUCUUCUUCUUCUAACUAUAAUAAUAAUGAGGAAAGAACGAGCGCGUUACAACAGCUGGAGCAAUUCGUGCUCUCGCCAGACGCUUGGAAAGUGUGCGCGGAACGGUUUGAAACGUCCUCUUCGUCCGAGGUAAAGUUUUGGUGCUUGCAAACGCUCGCGAAGAAGCUCAGCGAAGAGUUUUUCAACGAAGAGGAACAUUUCGGCAGCGCUCUGCCGUCCUCACCUGCUUCUCCUCCUUCCUCUUCUUUGAAAUUUUCCCACGAAGAUAGACAGAUGCUUCGGAAUACUAUUGAAAAGUACGUGUCUGCGUUUCAAUGCCAACGAGUAAACGACGUGUUUCCGAUGUUCAUCCAAAAUAAACUCGCCGAAUGCGUCGCGCACGCCAUCGCUUCAGAAGGGCCGGCGAAACGUUGGCCAAACUUUUUCGAGAACUCUGCGGGUAUCCUCGUGAAUACCAACUCGGGGGGUGAUGAUACCAAUACCAGCGAUAAUGAAGACAAGAAGACUCGCGCUGCAUUCUUUUUGAGAAUAUUAGAUUGCUUGGACGCGGACGUGAUAAACUCGACCGACGCUUUGAGAAAAGGCGCCUUAUACGUGCGCAAAUCUGGUCGCGUAAAGGAUUACAUGAGAGAAAGCAACAUCGUUUCCUUUUUGUUCGAUACUUUUUUGAACAUGGCGAAUAGCUUUUCGAGCGACGCAAAAGUUUUGUCUCAGAUUUUAAUCGUCGCGAGUAAGUACGUCGAUUGGGUGGACGUGAACAUAAUCGCCUCCGAUGGAUUCAUGUCCUUCGUGUCGGCGUGCUCGGGACAUACGAACGAAGACUUGCGAGCGGCGUCUUGCUUAUAUCUUACCUCGCUCAUCGAUAAAGGCAUGGAUGCUGAUAAAAAAUUCAUGUUAAUCACGCGAUUUAAUCUGGUCGAAGCAUGUUCCUCUCUCGUCGCGGCGUCGUUUCGCGAUGACGACGAGCAAUUCGCGAUGAAAUCUUUACAACUCUUGCAAACGCUAGGAAACGAGCUGCUGAACAUGCUCAAUGCCAUUUCGCCGAUCGCGAUCAACUCAAAGGGUGGUAAAAUGUCGGUAAAAGAGCGAUCGAUGGAUUGUUUGAGAACGCCAGAAUCCGAACAGCUGUGUAAUUUGCUCUUGGUCUUAGCCACGCAAGCGGCAAUGUAUGGAAUCCCGUCCAAACACGAAUCUGCGGUUUCAGCCUCCGGCCAGUUUCUCAUCCAGUACUCGAACAGAAUGAAGAAUGAUAGCUACACUUUGGCAUUAUCAAUACCGAUGGUUCAAGAGACGCUAUUGAAGAACAUUAUCGAUCGUUCCUCCUUCGAGUUUGUGAAUGAUUUUGGCGCAGACUUUGCGAAUGGCUCAGAUCCAUACGUCAUCGAGUUGGAGUGCGACGUUUUUGCCUUGAGGCACGAGUUGAUGGUGUUGUUUAGGAAUAUUUCGCGGGCCGCACCGGAAAUAGUGUUGAGAGCGACGCAAGCAGCAAUAGAGAGCGCGUUCAACACCAGUAGUAUCAUUAAUAACGAUAAUAAUAAUAGUAGUGGAGGGGGUGGUGAAGUAUUUUGGUACCGCGUCGAGGCGGCGCUUUCGGCACUGUAUAAUCUGGGCGAGAGCUCUGGAUUCACCGACGCGGUGGUAAAUUUCGCCAUGAAGACGAAUCCGAACAACGCCAAAGACAAAAAUAAAAGCAUCGAACCUCCGCAAAGUAACAACACCGGGAGCGCUCCACAAGAACACCUCGAGCUCACGUCUCUAGUUUUAUCCUUGGUUCUGAAAUGGGACGAGUGUUCUAAAAGCGCCGCGUAUCACCGCAUCGUUUCGAUGUCAUACAUGGAGUUAUGCGUGAGAUAUCACAACAUGAUUGAACAAAAUGCAGAAGCUUUGCAUCUUGUUUUAAGAGCAUUUUUGGAUGAGCGAGGAAUGCGACAUCCCGAUUCAAACGUAUCAUCUCGAGCGUGUUACUUGUUUAUGCGAAUGGUGAAACCUGUUCGUUCGCAUCUCGCGGACAAGUUGGACGAUAUUUUCACUGCGUUAGAGAAGCCCCUAUCGGAUGCGGCUGCACCGUUAUCGUCGAAGAUGCUCGAAGCUAUUCAAGCUAAGGUUGCACAACUCGCUUCUAAUUUGAGCAUUGGGACUCGCGCGCAAGCCGAAGAAGGUAACGACGACCGCUUGUACGUGUUCGAAGCGGCCGGCUCCAUAUUAGGUGCGGAAGAAGUGCCCGAGGACAAGCAGUGCGAGCGUUUAAUGCAAGUUUGCCAGGUUUUAUGUGGAAGAAUCGUUGAAUUUGUCAAUAUUACGGAUGCAGAGAACGGUGCGUUGGCGUCACAAAAUGCCAUGCGAUGCGUCGUAGCUUUGAGCAACUUAUCAAAAGGUUUCAGCGCAAGAAUUUGCGUGCAGUUGCGUCCCAAAGUGGGUGAAAUUUUUCGAUCCGCGAUGGAAGUGACGAUAUCGUGUCUAAAGAGAUGGCCGAGCGAAAAGGGCGUGCGCCAUCGCGUCGUUGGUUACUUACACCAGAUGGUGCAAAUCUUGAACGAAACAAUUGUGCCGUACUUACCAGAUGCCGUCGAUUCGCUACGAAGUAACGGGACAAAUUCCAAGGAGUUGGGUGAGACGUUAGUUCUCAUAAAUCAACUCUCGAAUACGUUCAAAGAGGCACUAUUGCCGAUGAUUGCGCCGUUGUUCUUACCGCUGCGAUUGCAGGUUCACGAAAACAUUCGGGCGGGGUUUUCUCAGUCGGCAAGUUCUGACGAGUUUACGAGAGAGUCGCACGAACUCGAGCGGAGCUGGAUUCAAACCGUGAACACGUUUGCGUUGACGUCGCUUCUUUCGCCGUUGCUCGCGGCGAACGCAGAGGCUAGGGAUUUAUGCUUAGCAGAGCUGGUAGAAAAUGCAAAAACGCAUAGUUCCAUUUCAAUACGGAAAUUGUGUUUACAAGCGUUAAAGCACAUCACGACCGAUUGGUUGGUGGGCAACGAUAACACUGGUGGAAAUCCUCAAAUUGGAGGUGAAUUCUCGAAUUUUGCCGCGCAGAAGAUUGGCGUCGAAUGUUGCCUUGUCGCGCCUUUGUUCGAUUAUAACUUUGCCGACGCCGGAGCGGUGUCAGCGGUAAACGAAUGCUUCGCGAUCCAACGCGUGUUAUUUCAAAGAAUUGGCCAACCGUUCGCGGAAUUGCUCGCCAAGAGCGUUUUACCGAAUUUGUUGAGUGCGAAAGUCGACCCGGUGGGGAUAGAAAAUUGCGCGCAAGCUUACGUUAAUUUGUUGCAGGCGGAGUCCGUGAAACCGAAAGAUAUUCGCCUUUUAUUGGGCGAAAUCGCGCAGCAAGCGACGUUUCCAGACGGUUUCGUUCAUUCGCCGUGUACUAAGUCUUGA